Lathyrus sativus (Indian pea) is the source of this 372-nucleotide messenger RNA. The record is from the annotation of a GenBank genome assembly. NCBI's taxonomy places the organism in Eukaryota, Viridiplantae, Streptophyta, Magnoliopsida, Fabales, Fabaceae.
AUGUGGAAGGCUGCUAAUACAAGUCAUUCAAAUGCUUGGGAAAAAAUUAUGUAUGGGAUAAAGAAUGUAAGUAAAGAGGCAUUCAAGCACCUUUGGAAGAUCCCACCAAGGUUCUGGAGCAAAUCAAAGUUUACAACUGGUCCAAAGUGUGAUACUUUGGUGAACAACAUGUUAGAAGCCUUCAACUCAGUUUUUGGAGAUGAAAGAGGCAAGCCUGUUGUGACUAUGCUUGAAGAGAUAAGAGUGUACCUGAUGCAAAGGUGGGAGUCCAACAGACAAAAGAUUGCUAAAUGUGCUGAUACCAUUAUGCCAAAUAUCAAAAAGAGGUUGGAAAAGGAAUCACAAAGAACAAACAGUUGGGUUGUUAAGUAA